This is a messenger RNA of Myotis daubentonii (Daubenton's bat), 4910 nucleotides long. It is a transcript of the gene SH2B3, whose product is annotated as SH2B adaptor protein 3. Gene Ontology annotation, cellular component: plasma membrane. The record is from RefSeq and is a predicted model, not a curated record. Gene Ontology annotation, molecular function: transmembrane receptor protein tyrosine kinase adaptor activity. Gene Ontology annotation, biological process: intracellular signal transduction. NCBI's taxonomy places the organism in Eukaryota, Metazoa, Chordata, Mammalia, Chiroptera, Vespertilionidae.
GUGGCCGCCCUCCCCCGCCGGGCUCCGCUAGCACAGCCGGUUCCUCUUUACAUAACGGCGCGGGGCGGAAUGGGCUCGGGCCACCGCCUCCGCCCGGCCGCCCGCCUGGACUAUCGCGGCCCGCGGUGGCAGCGGUGGCGGCAGCAGCAAAGUUUCCCCGGCGGCGGCCCGGGGGCGCAUCCUCCCGCAACUGUCAAGCACUGGCGGCGGAAAUGAUGAGACGCUGGCCAUUUUCCGAGCCCGGGUUUCCUGCCUGAGCCCCGCUCGAGCGAGCCGCGAGCCAGGAGCCGGCGCGCGGGAGGGAACGUGCCCGGGGCGGGGGCCCGCCCGCCCCCUCGGGAUUUCGAGGGGUCGGGGGCGCGCGACGCCAUGGGCCGGCCGGGCCCGGACCCCCUCUCUCUCAGCCUGGCCACUCCACCUCCGUCACCGCCAUGAACGGGCCCACCCUGCAGCCCUCCUCCGCGCCCUCCGCCUCCUCGUCCGCACCCGCGGCCCCGGCCCCGCGGGGCUGGAGCGAGUUCUGCGAGCUGCACGCGGUGGCCACGGCCCGGGAGCUGGCCCGGCAGUACUGGCUCUUCGUCCGCGAGCACCCGCAGCACGCGCCGCUGCGCGCCGAGCUCGUGUCGCUGCAGUUCACCGACCUCUUCCAGCUCUACUUCUGCCGCGAGGUGCGCCAGGGCCGGGCGCCGGGGCCACCGGCUCGUGACUACCGGGAGGCGGGCCGCGGGCCCCCGGCCAAGGCCGAGGCGCCUCCAGCCGAGCCCGACCCAGGCCCCGCCGCCCCUGCCCUGCCCAAGGCCCGCAGCUCGGAGGAACUGGCCCCGCCGCGGCCGCCGGCGCCCUGCGCCUUCCAGCACCUGCGCCAUAGUCUUCGCCACAUCAUCCGCCGCCGCUCGGCUGGGGAGCUGCCGGCGGCCGGAGCCGCAGGGGAGACCCGGGCUAAGCCCAGUCUGGCCCGGAAGCUCCUGCCCUGGAGCCUGGCCCGGGAGCCGCCGCCUGAGGUCCUCAAAGAGGCCGUGCUGCGCUACAGCCUGGCCGACGAGGCCUCCAUGGACAGCGGGGCGCGCUGGCAGCGCGGGAGGCUGGCCCUGCGUGCCCGAGGCCCCGGCGGCGCGGACCUAGUGCUGGAGCUCUUCGACCCGCCCAAGAGUUCAAAGCCCAAGCUACAAGCAGCCUGCUCCAGCCUCCAGGAGGUCCGGCGAUGCACACGCCUCGAGAUGCCCGACAACCUCUACACCUUUGUGCUGAAGGUAAAGGACCGGACAGACAUCAUCUUUGAGGUGGGAGACGAGCAGCAGCUGAAUUCGUGGAUGGCUGAGCUCCGGAAGUGCACAGGCCAAGGGCUGGAGAGCACAGACCCGGAGCUGCACGUUCCCUCCGCUCCGGAGCCUGGCCCGGCCAGCUCUCCCAGGGGAAGCACAGAUUCCCUGAACCAAGGUGCUUCUCCUGGGGGGUUGCUAGACCCCGCCUGCCAGAAGACAGAUCACUUCCUGUCCUGCUACCCCUGGUUCCACGGCCCUAUCUCCCGAGUGAAGGCAGCUCAGCUGGUUCAGCUGCAGGGCCCUGACGCUCAUGGAGUGUUUCUGGUACGGCAGAGCGAGACCCGGCGUGGGGAGUAUGUGCUCACAUUCAACUUCCAAGGCAUAGCCAAGCACCUGCGUCUGUCGCUGACCGAGCGGGGCCAGUGCCGCGUGCAGCACCUUCACUUCCCCUCGGUCAUGGACAUGCUCCACCACUUCCAGCGCUCGCCCAUCCCCCUCGAGUGUGGAUCGGCCUGUGAUGUCCGGCUGUCCAGCUACGUCGUGGUCGUCUCCCAGCCACCAGGUUCCUCCAACACUGUCCUGUUCCCCUUCUCCCUCUCUCGCUGGGAUUCAGAGCUGGGCCUUCCCCACCUUAGCUCCCACCUUAGCUCCUCUGGCUGUCCACGGGGGCUGGGCCCGGAGGGUCUCCCAGGCCGCUCCUCCCCCCAAGAGCAGAUCUUCCACCUGGUGCCUUCGCCCGAGGAACUGGCCAACAGCCUGCGGCACCUGGAGUCGGAGCCUGCCAACCGUGCCCGGGACUCAGACUACGAAAUGGACUCCUCCUCCCGGAGCCACCUGCGGGCCAUAGACAAUCAGUACACGCCUCUCUGACGGGCAGUGGACUCCCAGGCCACAGGGCCCUGAAGGAGCAAGCAAGCGGCAGGAACUGGUAUAAUGUACUUUCUUUCCUUCCUUCCUUUCAGAGAGAGUGAAGGGACAUUAACUGCUCCUUCCAUUUUGGAUGUGACCUUUACUAUUAGGCCUGUUAAAGGGCCUCCUGUAAGUUCCCACCUGGCUUUCUCCUUAUUGUUUACAGAUGUAGUUCUUGUCCGCAGAUGCCCUAGCUCCUGUCGGGCCCCCAGGACCAGCCCUGGCACUUGGGGUGGGGGUGGGGGGGUAAAGACCAGGCUGGCAGUGGAAAACUUUCUUACUGACACUGUCACAACUGAUGACAGACUUUCUACGUGGGGAACGGGGGUGGGGGGAAGGGGGUCCAUCAGGAAGCCCAAAACACUAACUAACAAGCCCUGGAUCCCUAUGGCUUUCCCGCACAGCUUCCUCCACAUGCAGCUCUGCGGCCCCCGCGCCUAUCCGCUUUGACCCAGCCUUACAACAGAGCUCUGACAGGACAGGCUAAAGGUCAAAAAUGAUUUUAAACAUUUUACCUCAGAUAAAUUUUUCAAAUGAUUCAGGUUUUAAAACUAAACCAUUGCUUAUUUCACUGCACUGUUUGAACUAAAACCCAUUCGAUUUUUGUAGUCAGACAGCUAUGCAACCCUCCUGGACUAGGGCUAAGCCAGCACCUGCUGCCGAGGAGCCACUGUCCUUCCUAAAUGUAAAGUGAAGCAUGUGGCCAUUUCAGAGAAAUCCAGGCAGUUACUGAACUAGGAGGGUGGCAAAUUCCAGUUCUACCUGGUGCCUUAGGAAUAAACAACUGGAUUCUGCUUCUGGCACUGCUCUAGCAAGUUCUCCUUCCCGGCAGGCUCAGCCCCCAGCAUACAAUGGCUCAUUCAAUUUUCCCACGAGGUUUUAGGCUCAAUCUGGUGCCAUGGCUGACAAGGAGCUGCUCUAACAGCUCAGCCAGUGCACUGUGCCAGCAGGUCCCGCUGCCUCUGAGGUGUGGGCAUGCACACGUACACCUCUUCACAAGUGACACCACUCACCUGGGGGCUGGCUCCUCCCAGAGAAGGCUCAGUGACGAGGGGCAGUGACAGUGUGAGGUCAGCUGCUCCUGGGACCAGCUCAGCUUUAACAUGUAUGAUACACGUCAAUUAGAGGCUAAACCAAACCUUGGCCUGAACUUAACUCCUGCCUGCCUUAUCUGGCCAGGGUCAGGGUUUUGUCUGCUCCCUCCAGCCACUCUCAGUAUUCUAAGAGGUCAGAGGUGAGACUUUUGCUUAUAGUGCUUAUAGAAUUUUCUGGUGGUUUUUUUUUUUCGGGGGGGGGGGGGUGCGCGCGGGGCAUCAACUAACCACCUCUUCACUUUUACUUUUAAAACCAACACUCCUGGGUGUUUCCACAGGUUGUAAAGCAGAUCCGACCCUGAUCCAAAUUUUCGGUCCAUUUCUAAGGACACUUUUUUUCUACAUGCCAAGCAGGUUUCACUAAGCAAAGCAUGAACCAGAGGAGCACGCACUAUUUUGAAUAUUUCUUAUAAGAUAAAGCUCAUCACAGAAAGUCCAUGCUGACAAGUCACUGGUGCAGAAAAAGGGCAAAAUAUACAAUGAAACACACCUACCCCCUCCCUCCACAUCUGGGCUAUGACAUCUUCAAGCCAGGGGCACCCACUUCUCAGCAGUCUCAGCAUAGACGUCUCAGGUAGUACCAAGAGGCAGCAAACUAGUGGCUCAGCUCUGACCCACUGGCUGCCAAGUACCAGCUCAGAUCCUAACAGAGAGCUGGAAGUCACCGCUCCAGGCUGCUCCAGUAUAAAUGUUCAAGGAAAGUAUUUCCUUUCCAAAUGUGUCUGAGUUACCAGGACACCUCAAAUACAUCCCGACAGAAAGCCCCGCCACAGCUGGGAAGGAGUGACCCUAAGCCAGGCCUCUCCUUUCUGCUAGAGCAGGUAGAGCUGGAGAAGAGGGAGCAGUGGGUCCCUGGGCUGAUCCCUCACAGUGACCCUGCUGGCCGUAGCUAGCCCACAUGCCACCCUCCUUCCAGUCCUGAUGUGACCAACGCUGGCCUCAAGAGGCCAAGCCAGCACCUCCACGGAAAGCCGGGCUGUGAGUGCCAAAGGGACAGUAAGUACUGCGACCGCUGCAGUUCUCUCCAACCAGACAACAGCCAGGGGACUGCUCUCAGCACCGUCACCUCCUGAAUCUGACUUUAACGAACUUUUACAAACUAACAGUCACCAGCACCAAAGAAUUAAGUCAACUAACCUGCCUUGAAUUUUAGACCAGCAAUCCAUAUGGCUUUAUCUGGUAUAAAUCUUCUGCCUCUGAUCAUUUCUGGACCGUGUAGGAAAAAGGAAUAGCAAUCAUUAAAAUCUUAGACCACAAAACACUAUUUUUAUAUAUAAAAUCAAGGCCUUGAACUCUUCCCUUCCCUAAGGGUUGCCUAAGAUUCCUUCAUGCUUUUAUUCAGGGCUAACUCUCCUAUUGCAAAUGUCAUGUGAGCUCUAACAUCUCCCACAGGUUAGAGGAACUUGGAUAUUUCCACUGCCUCUAACAAGGACACAUCUGUCACCUAGUGUUGGGCUGGAAUAAGCCACAACCACAUUGUAACAACACAGAAAAUGGGUUCAAUCUUGUAUCAUUACAGGCAGAAGAAGGUAUUUGGCAAAUUGUUAUAUAUUGUUUAUGUACUGUACAAGUAACUUAUUCUUGAAUAACAAAUUUUGCUAUAAUGUAUAAAUUGCUAUAUGUGAAUUAAAAAAUGUUUUCAGAA